This is a messenger RNA of Knipowitschia caucasica, 249 nucleotides long. The record is from the annotation of a GenBank genome assembly. NCBI's taxonomy places the organism in Eukaryota, Metazoa, Chordata, Actinopteri, Gobiiformes, Gobiidae.
AUGCAGACUCCCCUGCUCCCCGACCGAGCCCCAAGGUCACCUUUGGGCAUGUCUGAACGCUCCGCUGCUCCUGGCAAUCUGCAGAUGGAAGGCUCUGCUGGAGCCACGGGAGGAGGUCCAGAGGGGGUCCAGAGGGGGUCCAGAGGGGGUCCAGAGGGGGUCCAGAGGGGGUCCAGAGGGGGUCCAGAGGGGGUCCUGCCUGCCCCAGUGAUGGGUGGGGACAGGGUGACACGGCAGACCCUAGUGUGA